Anopheles cruzii is the source of this 2763-nucleotide messenger RNA. RefSeq names its product peroxisomal multifunctional enzyme type 2-like. Gene Ontology annotation, cellular component: cytosol. Gene Ontology annotation, molecular function: oxidoreductase activity. The record is from RefSeq and is a predicted model, not a curated record. Bases 150 to 2312 code for a protein of 720 amino acids. NCBI's taxonomy places the organism in Eukaryota, Metazoa, Arthropoda, Insecta, Diptera, Culicidae. The transcript is spliced from 6 exons.
AUCAACGAUUGCGGUUCCCGAGUGGUGUGUUUUUGUUUCGGUGGAAUUUUCUUUCGAUCCUGUUUGUUCGAAGCUACCCAGGACAUUCAGCGCAAGCGUAACCGUUUCCGAUUGAGUGUUCCAGCAAUAAAGCUCAUCGCACCGUCACAAUGGUAGCUGCGACAGGGGAUCAACUGCGAUUCGAUGGCCGGGUGGUGGUGGUAACCGGUGCCGGUGCUGGUUUGGGUCGUGAAUAUGCACUACUGUUUGGGGCACGCGGGGCAAAGGUCGUCGUCAACGAUCUGGGCGGAAACUUUCACGGCCAGGGCAAAUCGAAUGCCGCCGACAAGGUGGUGGAGGAGAUCCGGGCUGCCGGCGGAACCGCAGUUGCCGACUACAACUCGGUCGUGGAAGGUGAAAAGAUCGUCGAAACGGCGCUAGCAAACUUUGGCCGCAUCGACGUACUGGUGAACAAUGCGGGCAUCUUACGCGAUCGUAGUGUGGCGCGUAUCUCGGACGAAGACUGGAACCUGAUCCACGAUGUGCACCUGAAGGGAAGCUUCGCGACAACGCGGGCCGCGUGGCCGGUGAUGAAGAAGCAAAACUAUGGCCGCAUCAUCAUGACGUCGAGCAAUUCAGGGGUGUACGGAAACUUUGGGCAGGCAAACUACAGCGCGGCCAAGCUAGGGCUGGUUGGGCUCGCCAAUACGGUCUCCAUCGAGGGCGCGAAAAACAACAUCCACUGCAACGCGAUCGUCCCGACGGCUGCUUCGCGCAUGACCGAAGGCAUUCUGCCCGACAUCCUGUUCAAUGAGCUGAAACCGAAACUGAUUGCACCAGUGGUGGCCUAUCUGUGCCACGAGUCGUGCGAAGACACGGGAUCCAUCAUCGAGAGUGCCGCCGGUUGGGCAACGAAGGUACACUUUGUGCGCGGCCGUGGAUGCGUUCUGCGCACCGCGAUCGAUGAGGACGUCUCUCCCGAGUACGUGAAAAAAGUGUGGCACCGCGUGACGGAUAUGUCCGAAGCGAAGCACCUGAACGCAAUCGGUGAAGCGAGCCUAGGCCUUGUCGGAGUGCUGGAGAAACUGCGUGACGGGCAGAAUAACGAAAACUCCGUCACCGAAACAUUCCGGUACAACUACAAGGACGCCAUUCUGUACGCGCUCGGUGUCGGUGCAACGGUAACCGAUGCCACGGACUUGAAGUUCCUGUACGAAAACAGUCCGGACUUUUCCGUGCUGCCAACGUUCUUCAUCCUGCCCGGGUUGCUGGCCGUCAUGGGAUCGAGCUUGACGGCAAAUGCCAUUAAGCACACAACUUUCGAUCUGACCAACAUCCUGCACGGAGAACAGUACAUCGAGCUGUUCGAAGCUCCACCAACCGAGGGCGUACUGACCACAACUUCGACCGUGCUUGACGUGGUGGACAAAAAGUCCGGUGCGCUGGUCAUCACGCAAUCCGAUUCGUACGAUGAAAACGGAACUCUGAUCGCUCGCAAUCAAAGCUCCACUUUCGUGGUCGGUGCGGGCAAUUUUAAUGGCAAAACCAAAGCGGGACCGGACGUCAAGGCGCUCGUUCCUGCACCGAACCGGGCACCGGAUGCGUCGGUGAAGGUUGCGACGAGCAAGGAUCAAGCCGCUGUGUACCGGCUGUCGGGUGACUUGAACCCUCUCCACAUCGAUCCGAGUUUUUCGGCCAUCGCGGGCUACAAAAUUCCCAUCCUACACGGUCUGUGCACGAUGGGCGUCUCGGUAAAGGCGGUCCUGAAACAGUUCGGCGGCGAUGAUCCGAGCCUGUUCCGGGCGGCCAAGGUGCGCUUCACGAAACCGGUUCUUCCCGGCCAAACGCUGCGCGUGGACAUGUGGCGCGAACCGAACAAUCGUGUCUGCUUCCGCACGGUGGUGGUCGAAACAAACGCCGAGGUGCUGUCGGGUGCGUACGUUGACUUCAAGCAGAUCGUUGUGAAACCAAACAUGACUGCCGGAGCUGCCCUUCAGAGCGAUGCCAUUUUCGCCGGCAUCAAGGAACGCGUGGCGGAAAACGAGGCGAAGGCAAAGGCGAUCAACGCAGUGUUUCUGUACAAAAUCACUAGCAGCGGCAAGGUGGCCAAGGAGUGGGUGCUCGACCUGAAGAACGCCAAAGUUUACGAGGGACCGGUGCAAGGCGGUAAAGCGGACACCACUAUGACGGUAGCCGAUGCCGAUAUGGUCGAGCUGGCGCUCGGUAAACUGCAGCCGCAGACGGCUUUCAUGAAGGGCAAACUGAAGAUCACGGGCAACAUUAUGCUCGCGCAGAAGUUGGCCCCUCUGCUCAAGACGGAGGCGAAGCUGUAGACUUCCGAUCAUUCGUCGCAAUGCGCUUAGUGUUUCCCCUUUUUUUAUGGGAACCGGAAGUGCGAGAAGCCGCAGGGCUUUCGGUGAAUGGUCUGCUGUUCUAGCUCCGAUUAACAUUUAACAGUACCGCACACAUUUCCAGUAACUUACUUUCGGUAAGCGGUAGGGUGGACCCACAGAGUGGGGUCGUAAGCAGUCGAUCAAAGCUGAACAACGAACACGAGAAGGGUGAUUAGCUAUUAGCUGGUGGCUUUACACCAGUCCCCAUGUUUUUUUAAUCUGUUGAUAACGUUGCGAUGCAGCGAUUGUGAAGUAUUUUCGUUGUUUGUUUCUUUUUAUUUUGCUUUUACGGGUUCUCGUUCAAUAUGUGUCACAGUCACAGACGGAAAAGAAGCUAGUGUCUUACACGGUGGGGCUAAGGGCAAUAAAUAUGUUUGUAAAAUAAGGUGUA